AUGAGGGAGAAGGGAGGGGAAGGGGAGAGGGGGGGACGGUGUCCGCUCCAAAGGGGACGAAGCUCAACGGCAGCGGCCGGCAUCUCUUCUUCGGCCGCCUUCCUCCCCGUCGCCGUACUGGUGGUGCUUCUUGCGCCGCCGGCCCUCUGCGAUCCUUCGAUUCAGCUGCUCCGCCGCCCCGACGGCGGCGGCGGGCGCGGGGGGGUGGGGUGGAGGACGGUCUACUCCGUCGAUCGCUUCGGCGCCAUUGGGGACGGCCUUCACAACGACACAGAGGUUAGAGAGAGAGAGAGAGAAAGAUGCAGAAUUUGUAGGGUUAGAUUCAUCACCAUGAAGAACAAUGUAGGGAAACCUGUUUCAACAUUGUUUUCUUUUUAAUGUGCCCAUGUUCCAGAUUUUAUACCAGAGCGAGAGAGAGAGAGAGAGAGAGAGAGAGAGAGAGAGAGAGAGAGAGAGAGAGAGAGAAAGAGAGAAUGCCCAGAUCGAAACCCUUCUCCAUUCAAAUAAAAUCAGGGGGGAAAAAUUCGAUGACUAACCCAAAAUCCACCAGUUCUGAAGAGAAACCCGGCGACCAAUCUAUAAUCUGAUGUGAAAUCUUUCGUUUUCUGCAGGCGUUUCUACAGGCCUGGCAGGCAGUCUGUUCUUCCCCAACUCAAGCAGUUCUCAAGGUUCCAGCCAGAAAGACCUAUCUGGUUUGGCCUCUAGAUUUCUCUGGGCAUUGCUCCUCCAACUCGACUCUGGUGGUAAGCGCUUUCAUGCAAUUUUUCCAAAUAUUUAAGGCAAAAGGGGAGGAAUAUUGAUUACCAUUUCAUGCAUAAUUUCCCAACCUCGAUAGAUCCUGGGGACGAUAGUUGCUCCCGAUGAUCCCGAGCUCUGGCGCGAUCUGAAUCCACACAAAUGGCUGUACUUCGUGGGAUUGAACGAUCUGAGCCUGCGGGGAGGUGGCACCAUCGAUGGAAAAGGAGAGAGAUGGUGGGGCCGGUCCUGCAAGAUCAACAAGAACAAUGUAAGAACUAAUCCCAUCAAUUCAUCUCACUUCUCUGUCUUAAUGAUUUCUUGGUUUUUUUUUCUUGGGCAGCCAUGCAGACGCGCUCCAACGGUUAGCAAAACCAGCGAUCACAUCCUGAUUUUUGGUGAAUUUCCUUGGAUUUCUAUGGACUGGGCUGAAGUCAACGAUGUUGCAGGCAAUUAAUUUUCAUAGGUGCAAGAAUCUGAGAGUACAGAACCUGACGCUACUGAACAGCCAGAAGAUGCACAUCGCCCUCACUAACUGCACCGGAGUGAAGGUGUCCGGUCUUCGAGUGAUUGCUCCUGCUGAUAGCCCAAACACUGACGGCAUUCACAUAAGUUCUUCAGUUCAUGUAGAAAUCAAGAACAGUGAAAUCAAAACAGGUCUGGAGUUCAUGAUAUUUCGUCCAUGGAUAUUCAGAAAAUGACAAUUUCUCUCUCUCUCUCUUCUUCAGGGGAUGACUGCAUCUCCAUAGUGUCCGAGUCUUCAAUGGUGAAGAUCAGAGAUCUUAGUUGCGGACCUGGGCAUGGGAUUAGGUGGGGGAUACUGAUGCAGAUCCACACACUGAGCAAUUAAACCUAACCUGGUUGAUUUUCUUCUUCAGCAUUGGCAGCCUGGGGAAGCACGGAUCAUGGUCUAACGUGAGCAGUAUCCAAGUAAACAGAGUGACCUUCACCAACACUACAAAUGGGUUCAGAAUCAAGACAUGGCAGGUAAAAUGUCCUAAAUUGGAAAUUCUUUGGGAUUUACCUGGUGUCUUGAAUCCUGAUGAAUGAGCCAUGGCAACCAGGGAGGAAGAGGUUUCGCCCACAAGAUUUAUUUCCAGAAUGCCACCAUGGAAAACGUCUCGAACCCGAUCAUCAUCAACCAGUAUUACUGCGACUCCUCCCGCCCAUGCCUGAACAAGGUAGUAGUAGUAGCAAUAAUCCGGCAUUCAUCUGCGUACCUUUGUGGAGGCAUUUUUUGAAUAUUUUUAUUGUGAUUCCAUUCCCAAUAUGGGGAACGCAGACCUCUGCAGUGAAGGUACAUCAGGUUUCCUUCAAGAAUAUAAGAGGAACAUCAGCCACAAGGAAUGCAAUAAAGUUUGCUUGCAGUGAUAAAGUUCCAUGCGAGAAGAUCCUCUUGAAGAACAUCCAGUUAUCCUUGCUCUCUGGAGAUCGGCCAAGUUCAUAUCGUUGGAAGGCCCAUGUGUCAUGCUAUGGCUCUGUGGAUCCUCCUGUCUGUGUCAGACGGUGGGGUGACUUCGACCCUCUUAAGCUUCGUUCCAGUGAAGCACAUUGGUUCAUUUCCGAUUGGAUUGGUUAUGUACUAAACUUCAGAAUUGGAGAUUUCCUACUUAAAGCUCCUUUUCUUCAUCGAAAUUCCAUGUUCUAUUGA
Messenger RNA from Spirodela intermedia, 2386 nucleotides. The record is from the annotation of a GenBank genome assembly. Lineage: Eukaryota; Viridiplantae; Streptophyta; Magnoliopsida; Alismatales; Araceae.